AUGGUAGAAGGAAUACCUAUACCUCAAGCUGAACGUAAACGCUUAUUGAAACAAAUUGAAAUCGCAGAGAGCUACUUAAAGUCACGACAUAUUGCUCAUUGCACAAUGAAUUCUAAUUGUAUUACUCACUGUACUACCUUUGCCUUAAGUGAUCCCAACUGUGACGCACAAUAUAUGGCGUGUAGUGAAGAACAUACAUCGAUUUGUCUAGAUUGUUUGAACAUUGUUCAAACACUUGAUGAAAUCAAACAAAGUAUUGGAAAAAUAUCGAAUGAAGACUUACUCGCAGAAGUUGAAUACGAUUUUGAAAACGCCAUAGAGCACACCAUUGAAUGGUUUCGUCACAAUGUACGUGCUGCGCAGCAAGAUUUUGAAAAACCGAGAAUUAUCUCCAAAAUGGGAACGGAUGAAGCGUUCUGUAUGUCUGUUCUUGUUGGUUCGUUCACCUGGAAAACGGGAGCAAGAUCUACCGUCGCAAAUCGUACGACAACUGAUAUACAAUCUCCAAACACAUUUGCAUCCGAAUCGUAUAUUUUGGCGUUAACAACUGCUGCUCAAACUGAGUUGGAUACAUUAAGUGGUGGUGAAUUGAUUUUAGAACAAUUUAAACUAGACUUUCCACAUAUUAAAAGAUUACAUAAACGUACCGAUAAUGCUGGAAAUUUCUCAUCACAUUCAACUCCUGAAGCUGAAAGAUUGAUCUGUGAAAAUCUUGAACUUGAACUACUAACAAGGGACUACAGUGAAGUUCAAAAAGGGAAAGACAUUUGUGAUCGCGUUUGUGGAGUAGCUAAGGAUCGAAUGAGGUCCUGGAUUGCGACUGGUAAUGACUUAUUGAGUGCUUACGACAUUAAAGAAGGUAUGCAAUAUUGUGGGGGCAUUAGAAACACAAAGAUCGCGACAGCUGAGAUAAUUCCAGGUGCUGAUCAUUUGGAUAAAACUACCAUUCCAAAUAUCUCAUUAGUACGUUCUGUUAAGUAUGGAAGCAAAGCUAUGAAGAUUUAUAAGGCUUCUGGUAUUGGAAAUGGUAUCUCAAUAAAAAAAAAUGAGCGACAAUAUUACGAUUUGGUACUAUGUCCUGUUAAUGGUUGCACGGAUACUUUUGAAUCAGACACAGAACUAAACGCACACAUUGCUGCUAAUCUGCAUACAAUUCCGGAACAAGUUCCUCGAACAGCGAAUGAUAUUGCUCGAACUCAUUUAACUGAAAUAGUACGAACAACACGAUCACGCACGAGAGCCAAAGCAGCUGCUCAACAGCAACACAGCGAUGAUUACGAUCUAUCAAGAUCGCACUGCUAUGAAUUCCUCUCAAUCUGUGGUUGGGCGCUACGCACUAGAAAGCUCAGUAAUCCAAUGACUCAAAAAGUAAAAGAUUUUUUAGAAGAAAUUUGGCUUGAUUUAAUCAAGACAAACUCAAGAAUCAUUCCAGAAAAUAUUCAACAAAAAAUACGAGCGAAAAGAGAUCAACAUGGAAAAAAAUUUUUCUCUACCAAUGAAAAUCCUUCAAGGAAUCAAAUAAACUAUCAAUGCCGCAAAUUUUCCCAGAAGUAUGGCAUAACCUCAAAGCAACGAAUCAUAGAUGAAAUUGUCGGUCAGCACCAGAACUCGUGA
Messenger RNA from Adineta ricciae, 1614 nucleotides. NCBI's taxonomy places the organism in Eukaryota, Metazoa, Rotifera, Eurotatoria, Adinetida, Adinetidae. The record is from the annotation of a GenBank genome assembly.